AUGUUGAGCCCCAAAAUGCAAAGAUGCGUUCGGGUGGUUGACAAUCAAUUGCUGAUGUUAUCGGAUCGUGCACGCACAGACAGUACUUUAACUGGCAAUUUACAUAAAAAAGUUUCGGAUAGUGGCAGAUGGAAAAACCGAUACUUCGUUCUUUACCAGAAUAUACUCUUCUACUAUGACCAUGAAAGUUGUACGAAACCAUCUGGUGUUAUAUUAUUGGAAGGGAGUUACUGCUCAAGGUUGGAUUUUUCUAGUGGAGCAUCAAAACUAACGGGAAAAAUUCAACCGGAAAAAGAACAUUGUUUCGUAAUUUCUUACAACCAUCCACAAAUGCGACAAUACGAAUUUCGUGCGUCAUCUGAAACUGCUUGUAAAACAUGGGUCAAUGCAUUAAAACAAGCCAGCUUCAAUAAGUUAUUAUUGCAAAAAGAAGAACUCGAGCAGAGGCAUUUGCAUUUAUUACAAGUUGUAGAAAGUGAAAUGACUGCAAAAUGGCAAUAUACACAACAAUGCGAAGAAUUGGCUAGUGAAAUAAAAAAAUUACGAGCAGAAGUAUUGCCCCUAAAAAAGGAACUAAAGCCAAUGAAUUCGUAUGGUGGUUCAAGUACUGGUUCGUUUGAUGGAGGAAUUACUGGUUCUUUUUCGAGGAGGCAAUCUAAAGAUAGUUUCAUAUUCAAUGAUCAAACAACAUUCAAUGUACAAGACUCGAUCGAAAUGCGAAAAAUUAAAAAAGUUCAAAGUUUUUUUAGAGGGUGGUUAUGUAGAAGACGAUGGAAACAAAUCGUUGAACAGUACAUAAAAAGUCCUCAUGCUGAAAGUAUGAGAAAGCGAAACAGUCUUGUUUUUCGAAUGGUAGAAGCUGAAGAAGAAUACGUUGGUCAACUAGAAGUAUUAGUAACAUGCUUUCUGCGACCUUUGCGUAUGGCAGCUAGCUCGAAAAAACCACCAUGUACUCAUGAAGAUAUCAGUUCUAUUUUCUUGAACAGUGAGACUGUAUUAUUUUUACAUCAAAUAUUUUACAAAGGACUGACGACCAGAAUGGAAAACUGGCCAACAUUAAUUUUAAGUGAUCUCUUUGACAUACUACUGCCUAUGCUGACAAUCUAUCAAGAAUACGUUAGAAACCAUCAUUAUAGUUUACAAGUGUUAACAGAAUGUAAACAGAAUCCUGCAUUUGUUAAUCUUUUAGAACGUCUAGAAAAUAAGCCAGCAUGUCAUGCUCGAUCACUAGAAAAUUUUUUAAUAGUGCCAAUGCAUCAAAUUCCUAGAUACAUAAUAACUCUUCAUGAGAUUUUGGCUCAUACACCACAUGAUCAUGUCGAACGAAAAAGUUUGCAAAUGGCUUGUCAAAAAUUAGAAGAUUUAAGUAGACAAAUUCAUGAUGAAGUUAGCGAAACCGAAAAUUUGAGAAAAAAUCUUUCUAUUGAAAGAAUGAUUAUUGAAGGCUGUGAUAUACUACUAGAUGUCAAUCAAAUAUUUGUUAGACAGGGUACAUUAGUGCAGAUUCCAACAACAAGAAAAAAAAGCAGGAUUCCGCAUUUUAAAUCAGAAAAAGAAGCGAUCAGGCAAUGUUUUCUGUUUACAAAUCAUAUGAUAAUUACUACAAGAACAACAAGUGGUAAAUUGCAUUUAGCGCCAGAAGUCGGCAAAAUAUCAUUAGCUGAAUGUCGAUUAAUUGAGGAUCCUAAUGAAAAAGAAGAUGACAAUAAUCAAGGUGAAAUUGAAACUCAAGAAAGCAAUAACGAAGCUGCUGAUGAUUCAGCUGGAACUAGUCAUUCAAGUGAUAUCGAAAACAGUGAUUGUGAAGGUUUAAAAUAUUCUUCAAGUCCAAGUCCAAGUCCCAGUCCUAAGCCUCAAAACUACGAUUUUCAAUUAUACAUCGAUUGCAAGUCUACUACCCCACUCACUGUUCAUUUAUAUGCACCUUCAUUGCAAGAAAAAACAGCUUGGGUCAGUGAUAUCAGCCAGUGUAUUGAAAAUCUGAGAUUUGACGCAAUGCUUCGAAAUUCUAUGUCAGAUACGUCUUCAGUUACGAUGCCCCAUUCAAUGCGUAAUGACCCAAAACUUUUUAAAGACGACAAAGACAUAAAAUUUAGUAAAUAUUAUAACUCCUGCAGGAUACCACGAAUUCAUCACGCAACAAAAGAAAAACUAAUAUCAAGAUUAGUGGACUUGAGAUUUCUGUCUAUAGAUUUUCUUAAUACAUUUUUAUUGACUUAUAGAGUCUUUACCGAUGGAGUCACAAUUUUGGAAGCUUUAAAAAAAGUGUUUUACAAUAAUGAAGUCGAUAUUUAUGAUACCAGCUGCCAACCAAGUAGUUUGUCGGUGGAUAAGGGAGAAACUCAUGACAGUCAUCAUUUAACGACUGGAGAAAGAGAGCGAAGAAGAUCUAGUGUAAUUUCGUCUCCUCGAAGGACUAGUGCGGCCAGUUCUGUAUCUGGUUACUGUUCAGAAAUUAGUGAAAGAGAUCGAAGCAGUAGUGUCGAUUAUCAACAGGGACAGAGAACAGGAAGAAAAUAUAGUUUUCGUAAACUUGAAGAAGAAGAGAGAAAAGUAAAGAUGAUGUCUGAGGAGUAUAGUUCUACUACUAGUUUAUACCAACAAACUACUCCCAGAAGAAAAGUCAGUAUAAGAAUUGAAGACACUGCUGAUACCUGUCAUUUAGCACCACCUACUAUGGUCAAAGCAACAUCAUCUUCCAGUAAUGAAACUUUAACAGGAGAUAACCAACAAACUGUUACUGCAGUUUCUCCUUGUAGUAAUAAUAGUAAUAACAGUAGCUCGACGUUAGUAGCAGCUACUUCAAAUUUGGAUAGAAGUUCUAAUGAAACUACUACUUUUAGUUCAUCUAAAGUAUCACCACCCGAACGAAAAGUUCAAUCGCCUUCAAAACUACACGGAUUUCCUAUUCAUCAUGGACAUGCUAUCAAAAUUGGAACAAUUAUUACUGAUGCAGCCAAAGAGUUCGUGGAAAAAUUUCAUCCGGAAAAACACUUUUAUACUCCACAGCCACGCAGAAGAAGUUGGUUUACUCACGAAAGUACUCAGUUUAGAAGAAAAAAGAGUUUGGGAGUGUAUGAUGAUGAGACAGGUAACACAGACGAGAACGAAUGGUUAAGUAAUAUUCAUAGCGCGUCGUCAUCAAGAUCAGCAUCGUUAGUAAAUUCUAGUAUAGCACAGUACUUCUCUAGAAGAAAAUCAUUUGCUUGUACAGCUGAUGCAGAUGGAUGUUAUAGUAGUAGUAUAUCACAAAGAACUAGUAUGCAACAUGAUAGCCCACUAUUAACAAGUAGGGCUGGAGUUGUUAUUACAUCAUCUAGGCAAUCGAAAAGAAGAACAGGAAGGCCGGAAUUUGGGAGCAGUACGUCCACUGCAGCUGCUGCUUUUGCAAUUGCUACAUCAGCUUCAAGUAACCCUCGAGAACUAUCUCCUUUACAUGAUCAAAAGUGUUGUUCAGCAGAAAGAAAAAGAAAAGAAUCAGUUAUGUCAACGGCAGCAACAAUGAGAGUCUUAAACGUUUUAAAGCAUUGGAUAUCAAAGCAUCCACAAGACUUUGAAAAUGAACCACGCCUCAAAAAUAUGACAAUAGAUUUUUUAGAGGACAUACUCUUCAGCCCAAAUCUUUUACCAGCUGAACAUAAAAUAGCUGGACAGUUACUUCGCUUGCUUACAAUGGAUGAAACAAAAAAAAAUAUUAUAGAUCUAAAUAUGUUACUCAUCCCAACUCAGAUACCGAGCAUAGAGAAUAUUGAUACUUUAUCAGCUUUAGAAAUAGCUGAGCAAAUGACAUACAUUGAUCAUCAAAUAUUCAUAAGAAUUCAAAGCCAGGAAUUUUUCGGACGCGCAUGGAUGAAAGAUGAUAAAAACAUAAAAGCUCCACAUAUAAUUCUCAUGACCAAAAGGUUUAAUGAAAUAUCACAGUUGGUUGCUUCAGAAAUAAUGCGAAAGAACAAUAUAGCUGCUAGAGUUGUAACUAUUGAAAAAUGGGCAGCGGUAGCUGAUAUAUCUAAAUGCUUACAUAAUUUUAAUGGUGUUCUUCAAAUAUGCUCCGCAUUCACAAACAGCUCUGUAUUUCGUCUAAAAAAAACAUGGGAAAAAGUUUCAAAAGCUACAAAACAAUCAGUUCAAAAGUUGCAAAUAAUUGUGUCAUCUGACGGAAGGUUCAGAAACCUCCGAGAAGCUUUACACAGAUGCGAUCCACCGUGUAUACCUUACCUAGGGAUGUACUUAAGUGACUUAUCGUUUUUAGAAGAAGGAACACCCAGCUUGGCGGAGGAUGGUUUGUUGAACUUUUCAAAACUACGCAUGAUUGCUCACGUAGUUCAGGAAAUCCGUCGAUUUCAACAAACGCCGUACAAAAUAGAUUUUCAAUCAAGGGUAGCUAAUUACCUAUUGGAUACAUCUUUCUUAAUGAAUGAAGAUGAACUGUAUACUAGAUCAUUAGAAAUUGAACCUAGACCAUCUAGGUUGAGUAUAACAACUCUUUCUAAUACACCUCAUCAACAAAAUCAAUGACGACGGUUCAGCGUUAAGAGGAACCAGACUACAUGUUUUAAAUGAAUGGAAGUAAACGAUGGUAGAUGAAUAGAUGGCUGAUUGAUGUGGAGUCAUAUACAUCUUCUUUAAAUUACAUUUUAAAUAUAGGAAGUAUAGUUUUCAUACAGCUUUACUAACUCUACUGUCAGAAACAAAGUUUCCAUCCUUUUACUAAAAAUAAGGUCUAGUUCUUCGUAAACGCUCUAUUUCUUGCGAAAAGGAUCGCUUUUCAAUUAUUUUAAUUCUUUUUUACGAUCCUUAUCUAACUAUCGGCUUAUAUUUUACUUAAAAAGUCAUAAUAUAAUUAUAUAUAAAUUACUGUGUAUAAGUUUAAUUAUUCUAAUAUUAUUCGAAUUUUUUUGUAAUUUUGUCUUCCAUAACUCGAAGAAAUUAAUAUGAAAAAUACAAUACAAGUCAUGUUUUUCUUUAAUAGUUGUUCAUAACUCAAAAAAGUGAUACUAUAUACUAAAUAUUACUACUUCCUAAAAAGUUCAUUGACAUUCUAAAUAGCUAAUAUAUAGAAUUUUGUAUAAUAUUGACAUGCCCAUUCUCCAAAUGGGCUAUAUUAUUAGCAAUUAUAAAUAGAUCGAGUUGCUCAAACACGUUUACAAGAAACAAUAUAAAUUAUUGUUUUUAUGCUUCAUACAAAUAUAUAUGAAACAACAUUUUUUUCUAUAAAAUUCGAUAAGUAUUUUAAUCAUAUGUAGAAGAUUUUGUUUUUCCAGUAUUUCUAAAUAAAUAAAUAAAUUUGGAAGGCAAUUUAGUAAUAAAAUGUUUUAAUUAUUUUUAAUACUUAAAUUAAUUUCCUUACCAUCAAAAGUACAAUCAAUAAAAGUUAAUAAUUUAUCUCAGAUAAAAAUAUUAUUAAAUCAAAUUAAUUUUUUGAAUUAUGAGAAUGGCUCUCAUUUAUUAGUACAUUUUGUACUAACAUGUAAUUUUAAUUGAAUAUUAUUUUAAUAAUUUAUUAAAAACUUAAUUUAUCUAACUUAAUUUCUCUUCUUAUACUCGCUUAAAAAUUUACUUUAUAUUAGCUUUAGAAAAUUAAUUUUGCGCAAAAAGUAAUUAACUUUAUUAUCAAAAUGAAUAAAAUACAUUAACUAAUUGUAAUAUAUAGAAGUUCAUUGAAAAAAUAUAUAUAAUAUUUAUAAAAUCAAUUCAGUGUUACAGCUAAAUUCGAAUUGUAACUUAAGAUUUAUUAUAUAAUCAAUGACAGUUUGAGUAAUGCAUUAUGUACCUAUUAUUAGAACUACUCAUUAUGACAAAUGCUUCACUUGCAAUAGUUAAGGUUCUUUAUUACCAAAAUAAUACAUACAUUAUGUGCAUUUAUUCAGUGACUAUUCAUAAAUUAUAUAAUUAUAAUCUUGUUGUAAAUUAUGGUAUAAUAACUUAAAUGGUGAUUAACUUGUGUGAUAAUAACUAAUUAUUUUUAAUUAGAUCUUUUUCUAUAUCUUCUUGUUUCUCAUUGUAUAUUAUAACAUCAAACUGUUGUUGGGAUAAAUCAACCUAUAAAAAACUUUAAGCAGUGUUAAAAAUGUCAGUUUAUAAUUUUUAUUUGGAAAUUUUUCUUGUUAAUUCAUGGUUGUAUAAAAUAUUUAAAAAUACUUUAUGUACAAUAAUUGUUAAAUUUUUUUUAUUAUAUAAAUUAAUUAUUCUCUGUAUAAUUAUUAUAUAAAUAAAGAUUUCUUAAUUAAGUAUACAUGCUAAAUAAAUUUUAAGGUUACAUAUAAUUCAAUUUAUUUUUCAAAUGACAAUCAAACAUAAUAAACACUAAUCUUAACAUAUGAAUCAAUAAAAUAUAAUUUAUAGGGGUGUAAUAUAAUUAUAAAAUAGACAUAUUACACAUGACAAAUACCAUUAAAUUAAGUAAUUUAUUUUUAUGCGUGUUUUUUUAUUUUAGGGCUUCAAUAACAAUUUUGUCAAUUAUUAAAAUAUAAUAAUGAUUAAUUAAACAAUUUAUACAGGAAUUAUAUUAAUAUUAUUAUGUAAAAUAAUAAACAGUAUACAGAACAUUCAGUAUGAAAGGAAACAGGUCAGUUGUUACAAACGAUGAGAGCAAUAUAAACCCAUUUCCUUACUUAUUGAACACUCGAUAUAAUAUAUAAAUUACAAAAAGAAAAUUUACUACCAAUACUAGAAAAAAAUAAUUAAUUUUUAAUAACUAAUACAUUUUUUUCUCGUUCUGACAAUAGAGUGACUUGAAAAGAAUUAAUUUGAAGCCAAUUAAUU
Daktulosphaira vitifoliae (grape phylloxera) is the source of this 6762-nucleotide messenger RNA. Its product is annotated as ras-specific guanine nucleotide-releasing factor 2-like. Gene Ontology annotation, biological process: positive regulation of GTPase activity; Ras protein signal transduction. The transcript is spliced from 25 exons. Gene Ontology annotation, cellular component: plasma membrane. The record is from RefSeq and is a predicted model, not a curated record. NCBI's taxonomy places the organism in Eukaryota, Metazoa, Arthropoda, Insecta, Hemiptera, Phylloxeridae. Bases 1 to 4515 code for a protein of 1504 amino acids. Gene Ontology annotation, molecular function: guanyl-nucleotide exchange factor activity; protein binding.